AGGGCAUUGUUAGGUCUGGAGAAAGUGUAUGAAGGAUCGCAACGUACGAUGUAACAAGGAUCCUUGUAAAACACUAGUACUUAGCUGCUAACCCCAACAUGGCUGGAAAAAAAACUAGGAUUAUGAGCUUAAGUAGGGUACUGCAAUCAGCAAUUUUGAAAUUAGUCAAAAACUCUGUGGAAACUUAGGAAUAUCAUUAGUAUAAUUCUCUGAAAAGUAUGUCAUAUUCUACGUCAGCAAACACCAGUUUUCUUAUCGCUUCUGGAGCUUUGCGGUAAAUACUAUGGAACUCUAUGUAUUUAUGUUCAUUAUGAAGUUUAUUUAUUGUGUAACGCACGUAGCAAUGUUCUGCAAGUAUUCCUUUAUGUUUUUGUGGGUGAUGACUAUCGAAGGAGGUGCAAUAUCUAAUCAUGAUACGAGUCAUAAGAGUUUAGUGAACAAAUGUUGUCCCUUGAAUCAGUAUGUCGGUAAAAGAAAAAUGUGUGUGCUUUCUGAAGAAAUCUACAAUUUCUCAAGCAUAGAAGUGUAUGACAAUAAUAUGAACAAGAUGGAUAAAAGUUUCGAUGAAAUACUCACAUUCGCACCGGAGAAAUUUGCGGAUGAGUUCUUUAAAAGUGAAUCAGUCGAUAUAACGUUGUUGAAUUAUAGGACUUAUGUUUUGCUUUACGGAGACCUUAAAUUGGAGGUACCGAAUGCGUACCAUCGUUGGACCUAUGUGCCCAAAGCCAACUACUGUAUUGACUACAGCGUGAUAAGUGAGCCGUCUAUAAGCUACUGGUUUUAUACGUCUGAUCAGGAGACUGAAGAGACCGAAAACCAGUACGAAAUUUUGGAGUUCGUUAAAUAUGGAAUAAUGGUGUCAUGUUUCUUCAUGCUCUUGGUCCUGAUAGUAUACUGCCUGCUGCCAGAGCUGCGGAACCUGGGCGGGAUGAUCCUGAUGGCGACCAUUUCCAGUCUCUUACUGGCCUUCUUAUUCCUUCUCAGCAUUACAAUAACAGACCACUCGAUACAAGGUUGCAUCGGGCUAACUUUGGUGACUUAUUACUUCUUCCUCAGUAGCUUCAGUUGGAUGACAGUAAUGUCCUUUGAUAUUUGGUGGACAUUUCGAGGGUAUUCAAAAGCCCGUCCGAUCCAUCGUAGUAAUAACUUCAAGUUCCUUACAUAUUGCCUCUACGCGUAUGGGGUGCCUCUUGUGUUGACAAUCUUCAUGGCAGUUCUCAACUCUCUUGAUUUGAGUCACCUGCCUUGGUUGAUCACCCCUCACAUACCAAACAGUGAAUGUUUUAUUGGCGGUGGCUACAAGUUCCUUUACUUGUACAUUCCGAUGUUGAUCCUGAUUAUUUGCAACUGGCUGUUCUACCUCAUGACUGCGUUGAACAUGUGGCAGUCGAGUCGCGGCAAUGCUGUGUUGGAAAACGUAGCGGCUGGCAACCAACGAGCUCAUCAGAGGCAAAGGAACAGGUUUAUGCUCUACUUGAAGUUGUCAGUUGUGAUGGGACUUAUGUACGUGUUUGAAAUAAUCAGUUUUCGAUUCCCCGGUUACAAGAUUUGGUACAUCAUUGACGCCUACAACAUCCUCAUUGGUUUCGCCUUAUUUCUCAUAUUUGUCUGCAAGAGAAAGAUUCUUAGGAAGUUAUGGAAAAGAUUUACAGAAAAAAGCAUUGCGAAGUCUUACAUUUCGAAGAGUUAUUCAAGUAGCUCAUCGGGUUCCAAGCAAGAUGGCGCAGCGUUACCGCUUAGAGUUUGCGAAAGUCCAUCGGGAACGAUUGGAUUUCGAUAAGCUUCGACACGGGAAUAAAUAAGGAUGCCUUAAGGAUGCCUGCCGCCGCUUCAAUUAAUAUGAAUACAAUUGUGGAAACUUAACAGUGCAAACUUCGUUUUAUUUACAUUCAGCUAUCAAAAUAUGUCAAAAGACGAAUAGCCUAUUACCUAUUUGUAAAGGUGUCGAUUCGCACGCUAAUACUUAAAUAAGAUGUGUGCGAAUCGACUACAGUUUUUUUUUAAGGAGUUGAUACGAAU
Molecule: messenger RNA, 2019 nt
Organism: Trichoplusia ni (cabbage looper)
Lineage: Eukaryota; Metazoa; Arthropoda; Insecta; Lepidoptera; Noctuidae
Product: G-protein coupled receptor Mth2-like
Exons: 8
Coding region: 284-1780 (498 amino acids)
Biological process (GO): G protein-coupled receptor signaling pathway; cell surface receptor signaling pathway
Cellular component (GO): membrane
Molecular function (GO): G protein-coupled receptor activity
Source: RefSeq, a predicted model, not a curated record